This is a messenger RNA of Elaeis guineensis (African oil palm), 2152 nucleotides long. RefSeq names its product xylan O-acetyltransferase 1. Gene Ontology annotation, molecular function: O-acetyltransferase activity. The record is from RefSeq and is a predicted model, not a curated record. Lineage: Eukaryota; Viridiplantae; Streptophyta; Magnoliopsida; Arecales; Arecaceae. Gene Ontology annotation, cellular component: Golgi apparatus.
AUCCAAACUAGAGGAGUCCCUCCCUCAAGAUAGCCUUAUCCCACCAAACCAACCCCUUCCCCACCCUUAAACCUACUCCUUUUCUCUUCUCCACAGCCCCCAGCAGCUACCUCUCUCUCUCUCUCUCUCUAUAUCCACUCCUCCAUCUUCUCCCCCCGUCCUAUCGUGCUUCCAACAAAAUCUGAAUUCCCUGUUCCUCAAGAACAAGCUAUCCAUUCCAAUUCGUUCGCGAUGCUUUUCUCUCGCAGGAAGUCGUCCUCCCUUUUCACGCCGGAGCCGUUCAUGAUGAAGCAAGCGGCGUUUAAUGGACGGAAGAACGGCAACCUGUCGAUCUUCGUUGUCGUCUUCUCGGUCUUCCUCUUCGCCUUGUUCAUGUACAACGAGGACGUCAAGUCCAUCGCCGAGUUCCCUUUCUCCUCCAGAAGCAGAGCCAAGUCCCAGGAGGUCUCCCACCAGCACCAAGACCCCUCUUCCGGCCAACAAGAAGGCAAGCCCAAGGGCACGGAGAGCUCGACUACGGAGGUGGAAACCCGCCAAGACGGGGGAGAGGAGAGGCGCCGUACCAAGGUGGUUUUCGCGGACGAGGACGGCCCUGCAGGGGUGCGGCUGCCGGUUAUCAAGGAGGUGGAGGAGGCGGCCCACGAGGAGCGAGCGGCCGGGCCCAAGGAGAAGAUUAAAGAAGAGGAGAAGUUGGGAGAGAAGGAGGUGGAGGAGGAUCGGACGGUUGUGGUGGAGAGGACGGUGGUGAGCGUACCGGAAGGGUGCGAUCUGUUCACCGGCCAGUGGGUGUACGACAACGUGACGCGCCCAAUUUACAAGGAGCAUGAGUGCGAGUUCCUCACGGAGCAAGUUACGUGCAUGAGGAAUGGCAGGAAGGACGAUUCCUUCCAGAAGUGGAGGUGGCAGCCUCGGGAUUGCAACCUGCCUCGGUUUGAUGCGAGGAUAUUCAUGGAGAGGCUAAGAGGGAAGAGGCUGAUGUUUGUGGGGGACUCGUUGAACCGGAACCAGUGGGAGUCCAUGGUGUGCCUGGUCCAGUCCGCAGCUCCUCCGGGCAAGAAGACGCUUGUCAAGAACGGCUCGCUCAAUGUCUUCCGACUCCAGAUUGAAAUUGUUUGGAAUGCGAAGGAGUAUAAUGCAACGGUGGAGUUCUACUGGGCGCCGUUCCUGGUGGAAUCGAACUCGGACGAUCCAAACCUGCACAGCAUUCAGAACCGCAUCAUCAUGCCGGAAUCGAUCAAGAAGCACGGGAAGAACUGGAAGGGAGUGGACUACCUCAUCUUCAAUACCUACAUCUGGUGGAUGAACACCUUCAAUAUGAAAGUCCUGCGAGGAUCUUUCGAUGAGGGAGCAACAGAGUAUGACGAGAUGGACCGGCCGAAAACCUACAGAAGGGUCCUGAAGACAUGGGCUAAGUGGGUGGAAAAGAAUGUGGAUCCCAAGCGAACGAUGGUGUUCUUCAUGAGCAUGUCUCCUAACCAUAUCAAGAGCGAGGAGUGGGACAACCCAAACGGGAUAAAGUGUGCACAGGAGACGGAGCCGGUGAUGAGCCUUCCGCACGCGCUGGACGUAGGGACUGACUGGCGGCUAUUCGACGUGGCGGUAAACGUGACGAGGUCCAUGAGGAAGGUGCCCGUCUGGUUCCUCAGCAUCACCGCGCUGUCGGAGCUCCGGAAGGACGCGCACACCUCCGUCCACACGCUGCGGCAGGGGAAGCUGCUGACGCGGGAGCAGCAGGCGGACCCGGCCAACUACGCCGACUGCAUCCACUGGUGCCUCCCGGGCCUCCCGGACGUCUGGAACGAGUUCCUCUACGCUCGCAUCGCCUCCAGCCCUUGGAGCAUCUGAUCGAUGAUGCCUCCUUUUUGUUGUUACACUUCCUCUUUUUUUUUCUUGGUAACCCUUGAUGAUUUUAUUUUUUAAAUGCUUGUAUUUUUUGGGAUCAUCUGGGGGUGGCGUGGCAGACAGCGAAAGGGAUGAAAGAGAGAGAGCAUCAUUCUUAGGACAUUGGGAAAGAGAUGCAGAGGACUUGUUGAGUUGAUGGUUGCCACCGCCAUGGCGGUUGUUGUGAUACAUGGCUUCCUCCAAUUGUAUAUUUCAUUUGCAAAUGGAGAGGAGAAUAAGUACAAACUAAAAAAAAGUUUUUUUUAAAAAA